GCAACAGCAUCACAGGCUAACGCAGCCUCCCAUCAUGCCAUUAAUCUCCGCCUGUGGACCGUGUGACCGUCGCCCAGGUUGCCUUCAUCCGUCCUGUCACCCGAAGGACUGCGUGUCGGACCGGCUUGAUGUAAUCUCUAGGUGUCCUCUGUAGCGAUGAGACCGACAGAGUGAUAAAGGAGCAUCUCCUCCUAGUGUUUCUUUUUCUCCAGGAGCGGAGCUUGGCUUUCACUCUCCUACCGGCGGAGAUAUGAGGAAUCCACUGGCCGCUUUAGCCCUGACAUUCUGGCUAUUUCUAGAGUGUAUAGAAGCCAAGAAGUACUGCUGGUAUUUCGAAGGCGGAUACCCCAUCUACUUCAUAUGUCGCUCCUAUGAGGACUGCUGUGGGACUCGCUGCUGUGUGAGAGCCCUGUCCAUCCAGAGACUAUGGUACUUCUGGGUGCUGCUGAUGAUGGGUGUUUUGUUCUGCUGCGGUGCUGGCUUUUUCAUCCGCAGGAGAAUGUAUCCGUCCCCUCUGAGGGACGAGCCAGCCUUCAACGUCUCUUUCACCAGGCACCCUGUCACAACACCAGUUUCCCAGCAGCCAGGAGGUAUGCAGGGCUUCGGGGUCAAUGGGAUGACAGGUGGCGACCCAGGGGUUGCCAUGACACACCCGGCUUACCCAGCACAGCCUGGCCCUGCACAUAUGAUGAUGGGCUCCUAUCCUCCACCUCCGUCCUACUGCAACCACCCGCCUCCGCCCUAUGAACAAGUUUUUCAAAACAGCGACAAGAAGUAAUGCCCGCAAAGGACUAAAGAGAUGGAACUUGAUGAGGAGAAAGGGAGUGAAGGAAGAAGGAUAAGCAAGAGGGAAGCCGGUCAACUGUUUUCAACUCUUUGCAGAUGUGACACUUGGAAAACACACAAUGUCUUAUCCUAUGGAAAAGACCCACUGAGGCAGAACAAGUGGAAUCUAGAGGCACAGACAUACACUCGUUCACUCACACGCUGCUUCGUCCGCAGUGCUUCAUUUAUUCUUGGUUUCAUACAGUGAAUGUAACAGCCUUGUUGAACUGAAGCUCGAGGUUUUGGAUUCACCCACUGUCACAUGUCUUACGUCACCCUCCCAAUGCAACCACAGGUAUAGCUGUGCAAAUUAGAACAGAAUAUGUCAGUCAAACUCAUAAUGUAUUAAAGUGCUGGAUGCUGUUUUUCUUUUUCUUGUGUUUUAACUAUUAAGAGAUAUUUUCAUCUGAUCAGCUGAAAAGUGGAAGAAAAUAGACUAAAUGAUGAAAACAUUUUAAAAUCUGUGUACAAAUGAUUCUUGACUUAUUUUCUAUCCAGCAUUUUACUGCAAGAUGGGCUCUUCACCAAAUGAUUUUUUGAUACAGUUUUAAUACAGUAUGUGUAGUCCCAGGGAGGCUACCCAUAGCUACUUAUCUGUCCUGUGCAGCUACAUAGCAAGUAUAGGACUAAAAAAUUGUCAUAUGGCACUAAAAUACUAAAACGAGUGGAAUACCAUCAACCACUUUUUAUUUUAUCUUGAGACAUGAUGUGACAUUGUAGUGACACUGCACUGUAGGACCGUGUACAUACAAAUGUUUAAGUCAAAUUUAAGUAAAUGAGUAAAUACCUGAAAGGACAUACAAGGGUUGGCUGAUAAGUCUGUGACCUACAGUGAGGUAGAAAAUGUCCAUUUCAGAAAACCUGGCGGAUUUAUUUUAUAACAUUCACACACUUGGUUCAGCAGUCGUGGACCAUGCGGAUCCCUCAUUUGCAGAAUUCUUGGACCUCUGGAAGGUGGUCCGCAGCAACAAUAACGUCAUCGUUACUGUCAACAUGACGACCACUGAGCUCCUUCUUCAUCUUGGAGAACAGUUGAACUGCACGUGUGUGGAAUGUGAGCUUCAUAACUCAUUUUAAUGCAGGUGAUCAGGUUAUCAAUCACCCUUCAUGUUGCCAUGAUCAAAGGUAUGUAGUACAGUUGUUACAAUACCAGAAUAUUCAACUGCAGUUCUACAUCAGUUUUAAAAAAUAAAAAGAUUUUCAUUUCAAUACCAUGGCAAAAAGACAAAAAUUCCUCCACACACAAAACCUGCACGUAGUACUGGUACAGAAAGAGUUGCUGUAUACAUUUGGGUGAAAAAUCUGACUGGAGAUCUGUUGUUUAUAGCUUCUAUACUUUCAAUUCUAUCAAAUGCUGAUAUUGUAUUGUUUUAAACAUAUGGUACUGAAAAAGUAUCACUUUUGACAACCCUAUGACAUUGUGAUAUACUGUAUAAAUAAUAGGAAAAGGAAGGAGAGGGUAUGGGUCUGCUGUCUGAUGCUGUAGUGUAUAGGAACUGCAGCAGUGAUCCAUGUCCCUAAUCUGACACCCAGGUCAAUGAGUUGACCUGAGUUGCUGAGUCAUUGAGUGUUAUAUGCCAACAGCCUCCUGCAUCAUGCUGCUUCCCAGAGAGGCUCGAAGCAACUUUUGGAAACUAUUGCUUUGCAACCCCUCUGCUCACACUUAAUGCUUCUGUUUGAUUGUUCACAUAAACUGACUGGAUUUAAUUUAACACGUUGCUGCUUUAGAUUUAUGUUAAGAUAUUUAUUUUUCUUUCUUUGCUGCAACUGACAUCUCAAGUGCAUUAUUGGUAUAAAAUUACUGAUUUAUUUAAUCCAGGAGAAUACCAUCACAUUGUCAUGGUAACACAGUUUUUGCUUGGGCGAAUCUAACCUUAACUGUGAUCCAAAAAGUUUCUUCGGUGCAGUUAUGAAAAAUAUCAAAGGAACAGGAUCCAAACUGGAAUUAGGAGGAGAAACCUGUUACUUACUAAAUCUGCUGUAAAUAAAAGGAUUGUGCAGGGUCUAGCUGCCACUGUGGUGACAAAUAACAAGCACACAGUUUACCUUCCUCCAGACAUUCUUGGCACCUUAAGAUACAUAAGAAAAUACUUGGAGCUGGAGCUGGGAAGCUCACAAUGCAUCACAUUUGGUAGACGUGUGUUUUGGAUGAUACACUAUAUGGACAAAAGUACUGGGACAUCUGACUAUUACACCAACAGGGACUUUAAGGACACUGCAUUUUGAAAACAUACACAUGAAUAUGGAGUUGGUCACCCCUUUACAGCUGUAACAGCUUCCACUCUUCUGCGAAGACUUUCCACAACAUGUUGGAGUG
Molecule: messenger RNA, 3142 nt
Organism: Scatophagus argus
Lineage: Eukaryota; Metazoa; Chordata; Actinopteri; Scatophagidae
Gene: vopp1b
Product: VOPP1 WW domain binding protein
Exons: 5
Coding region: 251-778 (175 amino acids)
Cellular component (GO): cytoplasmic vesicle membrane
Source: RefSeq, a predicted model, not a curated record